AACUGGACUGGAUUGUACGACACAAUCUCAAUAUCCCAUAGGUAGGUCACUCUCCCCAACCCCAAGCAGAGAAGAGCUGUCCCAACCCAAAGAAGAAAAAAGACACAAUGGAGGGCACCUCAACUUUGAGAUAAUAGAAGAUUGGAAAGAACAACUCCCCAACAAACAGUGGAGCCCCAACUGUGAAUCCCAUCCUGUUCCUCACUUUCUCCGUUGUUAGACCAUCCAAGACUGUUGCUUAUCUUGGAUUUCGCAUUGAGUAAUUGAAUUCUCAUAUUGUAGAUAGUUCCUACAAGAAUUAUAUUUUGAUUGUCACAGUCGCUUGUGAGAGAGAUGGAACAAGGUCCAGAAGCAGUUCUAAAUCUUCAACCUAGCUCUUCGGUUUCUAUUUCAUAUCAUCCACUCUUUGGUUCUCAUGAUGAUAUAAUGCUACUGGAGCUUGAUGAGAAACUUCUCCCAGACAUUCUUAACCAACGGGUAGUUGUGAGAGGACAGCCUGACGAAGAUGCUGUUCUUUGCACCAAAUCAAAAACUUAUGCUAUGAAAUUUGUUGGAACUUCCAACUCUGUCUUCCUCGUACCACCAUCAGAUCACUCAGAGUUUGCUGUUAGUACAAUAGAUUGUGAUCAGAAAGUUCAAAAUGAGAUACCUGUUGCAUCUGUUAUAAAAGUUGCACCCGGUACUAUGGAACUUGUUGAGGUUGCUCCCAAACUCGACAAGCUUAAGCAUCUCCUCUUUAUGAACCCUUACAGCUCUGAAGAUGACAUAGAAAUGGAGGAUUUUUCAGAAAUAGAGCGAGGACUGUUUACAUGGGAUGAUCUUGGGGAUAGAAUUCAAGCUAGCGAUGACGAGUUGAGGUCUGGCUUACAAGCUCUCUCUGCUGUGGAAAUUGAUGGGUAUUGGAGAGUUGUGGAUGAAAAGUACAUGGAUACGAUGCUUAAGAUGAUUUUGAACAAUUCAGUGUUGAAUGACUGGUCUUUGGAUGCACUUGAUCAGAAUAAAGUUGUGGAGGUGCUGCAAUCAGAUGGUUAUCCUCGCAAACUCGUGGAGCAUUGCUUGUGUGUUUUUUGUCAAAAUUUAAUUGAAGGUGUGGACACAGGUAGUGUGUGGAAGAUAGAUGAGAAGAAGGUUUGUGUGCAUUUUGCAAAACAAAUCUUGAAAGGUGGAAAGAGGAAGAUGGAGAGUUUCAUGGAGGAGUGGAAGCAAAAGAUACCAGAAGGUAUGCAAAUUAAUUUUGACAUGCUGGAAGGUGAAGUCUUGACUGAGAGGCUUGGUGUUGAUGCCUGGGUUUAUGCCUUCAGUGUUUCAUCUCUGCCAUCAACUCCAGCUGAGCGUUUCUCUAUUCUUUUCAAAGAGCGGCAGAAGUGGGAGUGGAAGGACUUGCAACCUUACAUCAGGGACUUAACUGUACCAGGUCUCUCAUCAGAAGGUUUGCUUCUCAAAUACACUAGAAGAACACAACCCAAAGCAGAUGCAGAACCUGUUUUUAGCGCAAGAUAAUAUAGAAAAACUCUGUUUUGUGAGAGUUUAAACGAAGUAGAGUUUUGUCUUCGUGCAAGUUUGAACUGACCUUGUUAGUUUAGAUAUCAAUUUGGUGUGCUUCAUGAUUAAUAUAUUUUAUAAAAUUAACAUAAUGUGAACCUCCUAGUCCACUAUGAUAUUAUUAAGCAUAUUUGUUGAUUGUUGUUU
Molecule: messenger RNA, 1689 nt
Organism: Humulus lupulus (European hop)
Lineage: Eukaryota; Viridiplantae; Streptophyta; Magnoliopsida; Rosales; Cannabaceae
Exons: 4
Coding region: 334-1500 (388 amino acids)
Biological process (GO): mitotic sister chromatid cohesion; maintenance of mitotic sister chromatid cohesion
Cellular component (GO): chromatin; Ctf18 RFC-like complex; chromosome, centromeric region
Source: RefSeq, a predicted model, not a curated record